This is a messenger RNA of Caenorhabditis angaria, 900 nucleotides long. The record is from the annotation of a GenBank genome assembly. Lineage: Eukaryota; Metazoa; Nematoda; Chromadorea; Rhabditida; Rhabditidae.
AUGAUAAGCAACAAGUCGUUGGUCUUUGCCGUGCUUUUUCUGGUUGGCUUCGCCGCUGCUCAACAAUGUGAAGGUAAACAGUUUGUUUGACAGAUGUUCGUUUAAAACAAAGUUUUCUUCGUGAAAUUGUCCUUUUUGGAAUAACUGCGAAUUGCUAUUUGUAUUUUGAUGAAAUUGCAUAUUGUACUUCGAUUUUCUAUUGAAUUGUGAAGGCGAAAAACUUUGGUUUUUAAAUAUAAAUAAGGGGUUUCCGAUUUUUCAUCCUGAAUAAAUGUACCCUAGUUGCUCUCAGAAAAAUUCAAAUCGCACUUUUCUUCUUUUGAAUCAUAGACAAAAGAGUGGCAAAGUACACCGAAAGUGCGGAAUUCUAAAAUAGCCAACCGGUCUCUUCAAAACGAAUAAUUGUUUUUUUUCAGUUUGCGUCAAAGUAUUGACCGAUGCAUUGGCCAAAGUACCAGCGGACUCGAAAUCGAAGGCUGAUGUAGUUGGACAAAAAGUACGAGAACACUGUGCUACAACCAAAAAUAAGGAGAACAAAUUCGUGAGUUUUUUUAAAUUUCAGGCACUCGAAAAACUAAACAAACAUUCUAGUGUUUCUACAUCGGAGCUUUGCCAGAAUCGGCAACAUCAAUCAUGAAUGAUGUGCAAAAACCACUCAGUUGGUCUAUGCCACCAGAAAAAGUUUGCGAUAAACUCAAAACGAAAGAUGCUCAAAUUUGCGAAUUGAAAUACGACAAACCACUCGAUUGGAAAACUAUCGAUCUCAAGAAAAUGCGUGUGAAAGAGCUCAAGAACAUUCUUUCCGAAUGGGGAGAAGUUUGCAAAGGAUGCACUGAAAAAACCGAAUUCAUAAAAAAAAUCGAAGAAUUGAAACCAAAAUUCGUCAAGGAAGAAUUGUGA